CGGCGAGGCAGGCGAGGUAGGCUUCGGCUAGGUCGGUCCCAGAAUAUCGGCCUACCCGGCCUGCGCACCUGACAGCGAGAUUUUUUUUUCUUCUUUUGUCUGUUGGUGACACCGGAGAUAUGUAGCGUAAUCUAUCUAACCAGUUAGUUUUUUAAUCAGCGGACGUUAUUCAUUCCAAUCGAUCAAGUAUCAAAUUAUUUCGUUUAGUCCAGCUUAAAAUUGAGCCCCGAACCCGAAUUUCCGUCAACUGUGAAUGCUUAAUAAGACCCUCUUCCUUUACGUGAGCAUACUCCGGUCCUCGGCCUAAAUAUCUCUGUCUCCUAAGCCGGCGAGACAGCCAAUGAGCGGUCGCAAUCAUGAUGACGUCGGGGAAGAAGACCGGGGCCCUUUGAGCGAUUUCGACUUCGAUUCCGAGGAGGAGUCUGCUGCGGUUGGUCCCGGGCUCGGCAUCCGAGACGAGAGCGGGCAGGAUGGGACUCGGCUGGUGGCGUCCCGUGCCGGCACCCUAACUAUUGACACCAACGUCGCGGCGGUUGCUAACUACCAAGAACGCAGCCGGAGGCCGAGCGACUCUAAGAAAGUGGUGGCUUGGAGGGAUCUACCUAAGAAGAAGCAGUUGGUGGUCAUUACACUAGCCCGGCUCAGUGAGCCAUUGGUCCAGACGUCUCUGCAGUCAUACAUGUUCUACCAGCUACGAUGGUUUGACCCAAGUCUGCCGGACUCUACCAUCUCGAGCCAGGCCGGUAUCCUACAUGCGAGCUUCACCGCCGCGCAGUUCUUCACUGCUAUGAUGUGGGGCCGGGUUGCCGAUUCUACCUGGGCUGGCCGAAAGACGGUUAUCAUGAUAGGAUUGUUUGGAACCCUCAUCUCAUGUCUUGGAUAUGGCUUCUCGACGUCUUUCUCCCAAGCUCUGUUAUUUAGAGCUCUGGGUGGUGCAACUAACGGCAACGUUGGAGUGAUGAGGACUAUGAUUAGCGAGAUUGUUCGCGAGAAGAAAUAUCAGUCCCGGGCAUUCCUAAUCUUGCCCAUGACGUUCAAUAUUGGCGUCAUCAUUGGCCCAGUCCUUGGUGGCGUCCUAUCCGAUCCGGCGGGCUCAUAUCCCGACACUUUUGGCAACAUAGAGUUCCUUCAGAAAUUUCCUUAUGCCAUGCCAAAUCUUGUUAGCACGGGGUUUCUGUUCAUCGCCUUAUUAAUGUGCUGGAUGUUUUUGGAAGAGACACAUGAUGCCUUGCAAGACAGGCGAGAUUUCGGAAUUAUCAUAGGCCGGAAGUUGACAUCACUAUUCACAUCGCUCUUCAAGAAACGCGGCACGACUAUAGCAUAUACGCGUCUACACUCACGAGACUCUAGUAUAAGUACGAAUAUGGAGCUGUCGCCCGUUACACCGAGGGAUUCGUCUGAAAAUGCACCGAUCACUUCGAAGAGGCCAUCUAGGCGCAGGUACACGACUAUACUUCCUUUCCGUCGCAUAUUUACAUCAAACGUAUCCUUUACGUUCAUUGCUCACUUCUUCCUUGCUUUCCACGUCGGCACCUUUAACUCGCUCUGGUUUAUCUUCCUCUCAACACCUGUUUACAAUCCGAGCAACCCAGACCCCCCGGAUUUUAAGCCGCAGCUACCUUUCAGGUUCACGGGUGGGCUGGGCUUACCCCCUAGUUCCGUCGGCAUGGCUAUGGCGAUCUUGGGUGUGAUUGGCAUUACGAUGCAGCUAUUCUUAUACCCUCGUCUAUCAUCGCGCUUGGGUACAGUCCGCUCGUGGCGCAUGUGUUUAUUUCUUUUCCCUAUCGCAUACACUUUAAUCCCAUUCUUAUCGGUUGUGCCAUCAAGUACGCCGCCUCCGAGUCAGAAGACAGGUUCUUGGAUAUGGGCUGCUAUUGCCGGCGUGCUAUUUAUUCAGGUUACAGGGCGCACAUUUGCCCUCCCCGCCCAGACGAUUUUAGUCAAUAACUGCACGCCGCACCCUAGUGUGUUAGGCACUGUUCAUGGACUUGGCCAGAGUGUUAGCAGUUUCGCCCGGACGGUUGGCCCGGUCAUGUGCGGAUGGCUCUAUGGUCUUGGCUUGAGUCACGGCGUAGUCGGCGGGGUGUUUUGGGGCCUUGCGGGCGUGGCUCUGUGUGGUUUAGUUGCGAGCUUCUGGGUUAGAGAAGGAAAUGGACAUGAAAUUUGGCUAGAAGGGGACGAAGACGAAGAAGACGGGCAUGCAUGAGGAUGGCAUGCUUUUCAACCUUGUUUUUAGAUAUGAUGUACGCGUCAACAUUUAGAGCAUUCGGGAGGCAUAAGACAUGAUAUGAUGAGUUUAUAGAUAAAUUAACUAGAUCAAAUUUAGAGUAAAUUUAGAACAGCACGGGCAUAUAUAUGCGCCAAAAUACCUAAACAUUAGAGGUUACCACCCGGGCAACACAAAAGCC
Messenger RNA from Daldinia vernicosa, 2408 nucleotides. RefSeq names its product MFS general substrate transporter. The transcript has 6 exons. The record is from RefSeq and is a predicted model, not a curated record. Bases 341 to 2206 code for a protein of 621 amino acids. Gene Ontology annotation, molecular function: transmembrane transporter activity. Lineage: Eukaryota; Fungi; Ascomycota; Sordariomycetes; Xylariales; Hypoxylaceae. Gene Ontology annotation, biological process: transmembrane transport.